Epinephelus lanceolatus (giant grouper) is the source of this 4787-nucleotide messenger RNA. It is a transcript of the gene bicd1a, whose product is annotated as bicaudal D homolog 1a. The record is from RefSeq and is a predicted model, not a curated record. Gene Ontology annotation, cellular component: Golgi apparatus; cytosol. Gene Ontology annotation, molecular function: dynein complex binding; dynein intermediate chain binding; cytoskeletal adaptor activity. NCBI's taxonomy places the organism in Eukaryota, Metazoa, Chordata, Actinopteri, Perciformes, Serranidae. Gene Ontology annotation, biological process: regulation of microtubule cytoskeleton organization; protein localization to organelle; microtubule anchoring at microtubule organizing center.
UUAGUGUUUCCACUGCCUGCCUGCCUGCUGUGGCUCACUCAGGAGAGGGGGGCGGAUAUUCAGCAUCUCUCAGCCUCCGCCCGCCUCUGUGGCUCUGUCCAAAGCGGUGGAGAGACAAGGGGGCAACCGCAGACCGACAGGGGGACAGCCAGAGACGGAGACAGAGAGAGAGAGGGGCGAUGGCCGCGGAUGGAGUAUGCGGGGAAUCGGUGUAUCAGUACCGGGCCGAGGUGGAGCGGCUCACCCAGGAGCUGGCCGAGGCGAACCGGGAGAAGAUCCGGGCUGCGGAGUGCGGUCUCGUCGUCCUGGAGGAGAACCAGGCGCUGAAGCAGAAGUAUGCAGACCUGGAGAUCGAGCAGGAGACUCUCAGGAAGGAGUUGGAGCAAUUACAGGAGGCGUUCGGUCAGGCUUACACCAACCAGCGUAAGGUGGCAGAGGAUGGGGAGACCAAUGAGGAGACGCUGCUGCAGGAGUCAGCCUCUAAGGAGGCCUACUACGUGGGCCGUCUGUUGGAGUUGCAGACGGAGGUGACGCUGAGCCGUUCUGUGGCGUCCAACGCCCAGGCUGAGAACGAGAGGCUCAAUGCGCUUGUGCAGGAGCUACGAGAGAACAACGAGAUGCUGGAGCUGCAGAGGAGCCGGAUGAGGGAGGAGAUCAAGGAGUACAAGUUCAGAGAGACGCGGCUGCUUCAGGAUUACACUGAGCUGGAGGAGGAGAACAUUACGCUGCAGAAACUGGUGUCAACACUCAAGCAGAGUCAGGUGGAGUAUGAGGGACUAAAACAUGAAAUUAAAGUACUCGAGGAGGAGACCGUUCUCCUCAACAGUCAGCUGGAGGAUGCAUUACGUCUGAAGGACAUCUCCGAGGGUCAGCUGGAGGAGGCCCUGGACGCCCUCAAGAAUGAGCGCGAGCAGAAGAACAACCUAAGAAAGGAACUGGCCCACCACCUCAGCCUGAGCGACAGCGUCUACGGAGCCGGGGCCCAUCUGGCACUCACCGUCACUGGUGUUGAAGGCCUCAAGUUCCCUGACGAGACCAACGGAACAAAUGGCACCAACGGCACCACCAUCCCUGCUGCUAACGGCAACAAUGAGGACUGCAACCGCCGCAACGGCCACGUUCACACAGGCACCGGAUUGGCUAAGAUGAACGGGGAAUACCGACCAGGCCGGAAAGGAGAAGGCCUGCACCCCGUGCCUGACCUGUUCAGUGAGCUCAACCUGUCGGAGAUGCAGAAGCUCAAACAGCAGCUGCUACAGGUGGAGCGUGAGAAGGCGGUGCUGCUCAUGAACCUGCAGGAGUCACAGACCCAGCUUCAGCACACACAGGGCGCCCUGAGCGAGCAGAAUGAGCGGGUUCAUCGCCUCACGGAGCGCGUCAACGGUAUGAAAUGUCUGAAUGGAGACAAAGAGCUGGAUGACCCACAGGAGAGUGAGAAACCCGAUGGUGGUUCCUCAUCACCACCAGCCAAUGGUCACUGUGACCUAGACAUCAAUGGCUUCGAGGUCCUGGAGUGUAAGUACAAGGUGGCAGUGACAGAGGUGAUCGACCUGAAAGCAGAGCUCAAGGUGCUGAAGGAGAAGUACAACCAGGCUGUGGAAGGGCACGGAGAGAGCCACAGUGACGACAGGGUCCAGGCACUGACUGAACAGCAGGUAACACAUUUGGAGCGUAGUUAUCGUGAAAGCAGGGAGAAGGUGGCAAGUCUGGAGGCAGAGCUUCGAGCAGCCGCGAGCACAGCCACCGAGAGCCAGGGCAUGCUGAACACAGCACAAGAUGAGCUGGUAACCUUCAGUGAGGAGCUGGCGCAGCUCUACCAUCAUGUCUGUCUGUGCAACAACGAGACGCCCAACCGUGUCAUGCUGGACUACUACCGCCAGAGCCGCGUCACACGCAGUGGCAGCCUGAAAGGCUCGGAUGACCAUCGGGCUUUGCUCUCCCCCCGCCUGGCACGACGCCUCGCUGCAGCAUCAGCAGCCUGCUCCUCCGAACCCCCACGAAGUCCCAUGGACUCCCCAUCCAAAGACGGCCAUCACAAUGAGACAACAAACAACACAGUGGACUCCUGCAAUAGCAGCCCCACCCGUAACCCCACGGGCUCCCCUAGCAUCAGCAUCUCACCUUGCCCAUCUCCAGUGCCCUCAGAGGCAGGUGGGGACCUGCGGAAGGAGCCCAUGAAUAUCUACAACCUGAACGCCAUCAUCAGAGACCAGAUCAAACACCUCCAGCGGGCUGUGGAUCGCUCACUGCAGUUGUCCAGACAGAGGGCUGCAGCCAGAGAGUUGGCGCCUAUGCUUGACAAGGACAAGGAGUUGUGCAUGGAGGAGAUACUCAAACUAAAAUCCCUGCUUAGUACCAAAAGAGAGCAGAUAGCCACACUCAGGCUGGUGCUGAAAGCCAAUAAACAGACAGCAGAGGUUGCACUGGCAAAUUUGAAGAGCAAGUACGAAAAUGAAAAGUCGAUGGUGACAGAGACCAUGAUGAAGCUGAGGAACGAGUUGAAGGCUCUUAAAGAAGACGCAGCCACCUUCUCGUCUCUCAGGGCCAUGUUUGCCACAAGAUGUGACGAAUAUGUUACCCAGCUGGAUGAGAUGCAGAGGCAGCUGGCGGCGGCAGAGGAUGAGAAAAAGACAUUGAACUCCCUCCUCCGUAUGGCCAUCCAACAGAAGCUGGCGUUGACCCAACGGCUGGAGGAUCUGGAGUUCGAUCACGAGCAGACUCACCGUGGCCGCGGCGCUAAAGUGCCCAAGAUUAAAAGCAGCCCGCCCAAAGUAAGUGGCAGAGGCGCUUUCACAGCUCCCUCCAGUCCCACCAGGCUCCACAGCCCCUCCAUUAUCACCACCCACACCCUGAACACCUCCCUGACCCUCACUAGCCCUCCCUCUGUCGAACUAACCGCCUGUCCAUCCAUGUCUGUGUGGACUUCACACGCACUUUCUGAAACAAUCCAGACCUCAGCUCCAACUCUUCCACCUAACAUCAGUUUCCCUCAUUUGUCCCUGGCCACCCAGCCAAUCACGGUAGACCCUGAGCUGCUCACCUUAGAGUUCAGACGACUCAUUUAUUCAAGACAUGACAUAGGUCGACUGUCUCUAUCUUACAGCACUGGUACUCCUACCUCAGUAUCACCUCACCUUCGGAGAAGGCGAUGAUUCAUCGUCAUCGCCACACCCAUCUUUGCACACAGUUCCCCUAAUUCCACUGGAUUAAGUACAGAUACAGAGAGGAGGAAAAACUGGUUUCGCAUUUUUGUGGUUUGAACAUGCAGCAACACUCAGGAACAGGAGGCCCCUGACAGCUUGCUCCAUCCUCAAAGCAGCACUGAUCAGCCUUUUUGUUAUUGUUAAGGUUGGACUGCAUAGAGUUUAAUAAUGAACGUCCCUAUGAAUGUGAUAUCAGGCAUCUAUCUGCAUAGCUGCUACCAUCAACUGUGACAUCAUGUAUCACUCUUGUAGAAGACUGAGAGGUGUUUUAAAGUGAAAACAAAGCAAAAAAUGGCUGCAGCCUCUGCUUCAGCAUCCAGUGACUCACAGCACCUCCCUGUGGAAAAGUUUGUAGAUUACAUGUUAGAUUUUUUUUUUUAUUAUUAAUAAAAUGUAAUUCAUCUCAUCUCUUCCAUAAAACUAAUAUGUUAACUAACUAAUAUGUUGUAAUUAUAUGUUGUAAAAUGACACUUCCUACAGUUCAUCCUUGCAUGCCUUUUUUGUUGCAUCUAAAGUUCUGCCAAAAAGCAUUUGACAGGCUGAAAGUGUGUUUAAUAGCCUUGUUGCCUACAGUAGUAUGGAAACCAGUCAGACCUCCUCUCUGUGCCUCGACCUCCUACCUCCUACUCCAUGUGUAGUUUCAGAAAGGAAGCUAAACAAUUUCUCCCUCCACUGAUGCCCCAAUGUCUCGACCAACCUCUCACUGUAUUCCCAUUUUUCUCCACUAGAUGGCAGCAUCUGAAAACAUUUCUCCUUCCUGUCAAAUGCUGUUUGACCGCUCUCUCCUUGUCCCUUAUCCUACCUCAGAUAAUCAUAUAAGUGAAACAGUUUAAACAAGAUGUCAUAUAAAAAACUUUUAAGUAAGAAUGUGGAACAUGACUAGGUGUGGACUGUGGAAAAAAACCUGAUGAAAAUAACAGAGCAGCAGGUGUUGUGGAGUUGAGCAGGAUGGGAUUGUUCAGCAAUAGCCCCGCUGUGUCUGUCCUCCUCUUUCUGUGCUGUACAAAUCAAUAUAAAGUUGGGUUUGCAAGUGUGUGUAAAUAUGUCCAUGUCUGUGUGUCUUUUCUCUGUUUUUUGUCUGUUCUCCACCUCCUGUGCUGAUUGUCUAAGUGUGCAGAGACUGGCCCUGUCAGUGUGCUCAGAUGAGACUGGUUUCUUUACAUCCACACUAUGAAAUCAUACACUGUAAUUGACACUGACUUAGGUUAUGUAUCUUGUUUUUCUUUCUUCCUUUUGCUCAUAUUUCCUUUCUUGCUCCCUUCUCUCAGGCUUUCCCAUUCAUUACAUCCCGAAACACAAAUUUUCCAUGGCAGGAGAGUCACAUUUCUCAUCCAGGAGAAACAAAAUGAGGAUGAUUAUCCCCUCAAUUAUGCAAAUUAAUAAAUAGCACCAUGCUAUUGUGUAGCAGCGCCAUGAGAACAACUGAACACACACCAGGAUCAGACUGGUGCUUAAGUAUAAAAAUCAGACCUCCCUUAGCAGCAAACCAGUAGUACUCUCACUGUCUCUGACAAGGUCUUCCCCUGUCUUGUCCUCCGUGAUUUCUCUGUCCUAUUGUCUAACCCUGAGUGUCACCACUCUGUA